This is a messenger RNA of Glossina fuscipes, 3078 nucleotides long. RefSeq names its product potassium voltage-gated channel unc-103 (gene sei). NCBI's taxonomy places the organism in Eukaryota, Metazoa, Arthropoda, Insecta, Diptera, Glossinidae. Bases 79 to 2868 code for a protein of 929 amino acids. Gene Ontology annotation, biological process: membrane repolarization during action potential; potassium ion transmembrane transport. Gene Ontology annotation, cellular component: membrane. The transcript is spliced from 13 exons. Gene Ontology annotation, molecular function: inward rectifier potassium channel activity. The record is from RefSeq and is a predicted model, not a curated record.
AACAAUGGCAAAUACAAGUUUCUUCCUGCUGCGAACAGUAGUAUAGAAAGAUGUUUGUUGUGUUUAACUGUUUGCACUAUGUCACAAAAAUCAUGUAUAGAACUUAAUGAGAUUCGCAAGCUAGACGAAAUACUACGUCAAUGCGAAAUCUACGUAUCUAAAAACAAGCAAACGCCUCUCUUGGAAGCACGCAAAAAAAAAUUCGCCCACCAAACGCUAUCAUCUACGAAACUGCAGAAAUUCGUGGAACGCGAACUGUUUGCUUUGAUGUGCACAGCAAACAAGAUGAACAAGAAGAGUGUCUUCGUUUCCGACAUAUUAAUGAAUUCGAAUUUAUUGUCGUACAAAGAUGAAAACGGCAAAUAUUUCUUGCGUAACACUUGCCAGAAGACACCGAAUAAUGUUCGUAUGUAUCAUAAGAUAUCGCGCACAAAUAUGGACGACGAUGAUGACGAGUUUCUCUAUCGGAAAUGUGCUAAAACCGAGGUAUCCCAGAAUUGUUUGGAAAACAUUAAAAACUGUUUACAUGAGAAUCUGAAGCAAGGUAAAAAAUAUCGAUCUGACACCUACGAGGCUAUGUUGCAUAAGAGAAAGGAAAGUCAUCAACAGCAGCAAUUGCAGCUGCAGCAGCAGCAGCAGCAGCAGCACCAGCAGCACCAGCAUCAACAACAACAACAACAACAACAAAUGCAUCAACAGCAACAACAACAGCAACAAGCACAGCAAGUACGCCAUUUGUCGCUACAUCCGCCCGCAAUUGCAGCAGAGAACUGCAGUUUGCGACCACCUCCAACAGCCGACAAACUGUUAGAAGGCGGUCGGUCGCCUUCGUGCGAUAAAUGCGAAAAACAAAAGCACAAAGCGGUUCUUAUACAAACUGGAAGCGAUAAUCUAAGCGAGAAAAGCAAAAAAACCACAAAAACCGAACCAUAUGCAAAUCAGGAUCACGGCUAUUCCAAAUCUACAGUUCAGAGCAGUUGCCAGACCACGCCCGAAGAGAGACGCAAACAUUUAAAUAACAAUAGCAGCAGUCGCUACAAGUUUUCUUCGCAGAUAUUCGGUCGUAAGCUCUCUUCAAAGCAUGUCAGCGAGCAUGGGGAGGAUACCAUGGAUAAAGAGGCUUUGUUAAGUCCAAAAUUGGAGAUAAAAUUCCCCGAUCCUGUCGAGACGGUGUUAUCUUUAGGGGCGAACGUACUGCCCGAGCAAAAGAAUAUGAGCGCUAAGACCCAUCGCUGGACGAUUUUGCAUUAUUCGCCAUUCAAGGCGGUUUGGGAUUGGAUUAUUUUAAUUUUGGUUAUGUACACGGCCAUAUUUACACCCUAUGUAGCAGCGUUUCUAUUAGGCGAACAGGAUUAUCAAAGGCGUACGAAUAAGUAUAUAAACAGUGAUCCAAUUGUUGUUGUGGACUUAAUAGUCGAUGUCACUUUUAUCGUCGAUAUACUUAUUAAUUUUCGUACAACAUUCGUGAAUGGCCAAGACGAAGUAGUCUCUCAUCCCGGCCGUAUAGCGGUGCAUUAUUUAAGCGGUUGGUUUUUAAUCGAUUUGGUGGCAGCUAUACCGUUUGAUUUACUGUUAGUAGGCAGUGACACCGAUGAGACCACGACAUUGAUUGGGUUGUUGAAGACGGCUCGUCUAUUGCGUUUAGUGAGAGUGGCUCGGAAAAUUGAUCGUUAUUCGGAAUAUGGUGCUGCCGUUUUAGUUCUAUUAAUGGCCACAUUUGUGCUAAUCGCCCAUUGGUUGGCUUGCAUAUGGUAUGCUAUUGGUAAUGCUGAACGCAUUAUGUUAACGAAAAAUAUUGGGUGGCUUCAUACCCUUGGCAAUGAUAUUGAAGAGCCGUAUUUUGAAAAUAAAACAGGUGGACCUUCGAUUAAGUCGCGAUAUAUAACAGCUUUAUAUUUUACUUUUACUUCGUUAACUUCGGUUGGCUUCGGUAAUGUGGCCCCGAAUACCGAUGCUGAAAAGAUUUUUACUAUCUGUGUCAUGUUGGUUGGAUCUUUAAUGUAUGCCAGUAUCUUUGGUAAUGUAUCUGCCAUAAUACAACGUUUGUAUUCGGGUACAGCACGUUAUCAUACGCAAAUGUUAAGGGUACGAGAAUUCAUAAGAUUUCAUCAGAUACCCAAUCCUUUGAGACAACGUUUAGAGGAGUAUUUUCAACAUGCUUGGACCUAUACGAACGGCAUAGAUAUGAAUUCGGUAUUGAAAGGUUUUCCCGAAUGCCUUCAAGCAGACAUAUGUUUACACCUCAAUCGUAAACUAUUAACAACAUGUCCGGCAUUUUCAGAAGCUAGUCCAGGAUGCUUAAGGGCCUUGUCGUUAAAAUUUAAAACUACUCACGCACCGCCCGGCGACAUUUUGGUACAUAAAGGCGAUGUACUGACCUCUUUAUUUUUUAUCGCGCGCGGUUCCAUUGAAAUACAAAAGGAUAAUAUCGUAAUAGUUAUACUCGGAAAAGAUGAUAUAUUCGGUGAAAAUCCUUGCAUUUAUCCAACCAUAGGUAAAUCGAAUGCGAACGUUCGUGCCUUAACUUAUUGCGAUUUGCAUAAAAUUCAUCGUGACGAUCUGUUGGACGUUUUACAUUUAUAUCCGGAAUUUUUCGACAGUUUUGUUAAUAAUUUGGAAAUCACUUACGUUAUGCGGGACGAAUUCACUUCCGGUGUAGAUGUUAAACAUAAAUAUUUACGAGUCAAAUCAUUGGAUAAGGAGAGAAGUACUAGUGACAUUAAUUCAUUAAGAAUCGUUGGUUUGCAUUACAAGACCAAUAUGAAAGGUUUUAUGCGCGAUAAUGCUCAAAAAGAAACACCCGAUGUUAAUAUCUACGUGGGUAAGGACAGUAACAACUAUAAGAUACAGAAAAAUGGUAAGCUUUGAAGAAAUUCGCUGAUUUCUUUAGAUUUUCACUUUAAUUUUCACUUUAAAUUUUCACUUAAUACAUAGGUAAAUAUUUUGUUUUUAUGUUUCUACAUUUUCAGAAUACUUUUAAGAUCAAAAAUCUCUGUCAAUGUCAGCUUACGACGGAACAUGAGCGUUGAUAUAUGCAAAAACUAAUUUGAGCUAAAAAAAUUAAUUUUAUCAGCUCCA